UGUUGCCAUGGACGGCUGACCCUAGCAGCCUCUCUCCGGGACUCCUUUAGGACCUAACGCGAUUUGCCGGUGUGACAACGGUAGCCCUGCCGUACCGACUGCCCCCCUUAUUCUUGUGUUUGUUUACACAGCCAUGACUCACGGCGACCCCAUCUGUGUAAUUUAAAUCUGUAUUGUAUAGAUAGAGUCCCCCUCUCCGGGACAUAUGCUUCUACAACACGUGGAAACUCCCUUCGCGGACAGCUAAGAAUAGUAACACAACACAAUGUGACCAUUGAUUUAUACUUUGAAUAAGUUUUAUGUCUUUAACAGCCGAGGGAAAAUUGCUACGACUUGCAAAGUUGUGUUGUGAAAGUAGCUCUGCAUAGGCACACGUGAGAGUUGCUGUGAGCUGUAUCAACCUAUCACACUUACAUUCCUUGUAAAUACCAAUCGGACGGCUCAGGGAACGCAGGGAUCAAAUCAUGGAGGAAAUGUCGACCUCGUUGGCAGUGUUAUUUACAGAGUAAAUCUCUAGAGUGUUUGUGUUAUGGUAAGACAGAAUGUGCUAGGGUCCACACAAAUCGCUGACUACUGGACAACGGAGAGUAUUCCCAAUCGGAUGGAGAUUGUUGGCGGACGGUUAAUGAUGGAGCGUCUUGACCGGAACGAAAGGGAUAGCGAUUCUGAGCGUGACAGUUUGACCGGAACUUCUACAAGAUGGUGGGCGGUAUGGAGGAAGGGGACAGGAAUAGUAUAGAGACUACGCCGAUGUUAAAACAUCGCGCCAAGUCGAGUCUCCAGAAAGUCCUCAACCGAUACAAGUUCGACAACGACGACUUGGAGAUACUCUACAAACGUUACGUAUUUAAGCUUCAACAGUCCGCCAUAGGAUAUAUGCUGGGGGUUCUGAUAUUGUUAACGGCGACCCUCUCGGUCCUAACCUUUGUGUAUAUGUCCAGUCUGAGUGUGCGAGGAAUCUACCUGGCAAUCCAGUGUGUGAUAUUUAUAGCUAUAUUUAUAUUCCUCCAUACAAGGUUGAUGAAAGAAUCCUAUUUUAAGAUCGUCUGCUAUUUAUUGUUGAUAUUCCUAUUGUGUUUUGCUGUGAUGUCAUUUCCGCUACAGUUGGACCCGGAUAUUCCCGGUCGUGAGCGCCCUCUGUUGGGACCUAUGGAUGGUGUAUGGGAGGUAAUGUUUGUUGUGUUCAUGAUAUAUUCUCUGAUGCCGCUGAUGACGUAUGUCGCUAUCAUAAGUGGGAUUAUACUUCCGGUGUGUCACAUUGCCGUUUCCGCCUUUAUCGCCAACAACUUUCCGGAUUUUCUAUGGAGACAGCUGGUAGCCAAUGGAAUCCUGUUCUUGUGUGUGAAUGUGGCGGGCAUUUUCAUCCAUAACGUUACUCAGCGUUCACAGCGGAAGACCUUUGUGGACACGCGGAACUGCAUAGCAGCCCGUCAGGACAUCGAGGAUGAGAACGAAAAGCUGGAAAAAUUGCUCCUCAGUGUCCUUCCGGAACACAUCGCUGUGGAAGUGAAAAAGAAUAUUACCCAGAAUCCUCAAAUGACGCAAUUCCAUCAGAUCUACAUCCAACGACACAACAACGUCAGCAUCCUGUUUGCAGAUAUAGUAGGCUUCACCAGUUUGUCCUCCCACUGUUCCGCACAGGAUCUGGUCCGUAUCCUGAAUGAAUUGUUCGGACGCUUCGACUAUCUAGCCACGAAAAAUCACAAUAUUCGCAUCAAGAUCUUAGGAGACUGUUACUACUGUGUGAGUGGACUGCCCGAGCCCAGAGCUGACCACGCGAAAUGUUGUGUGGAUAUGGGCCUUGACAUGAUAGAUGCCAUACAUUCUGUGUGUGAAACUAGCGAUGCACGUCUGAACAUGCGCGUUGGUCUACACACCGGAAGAGUUCUUUGUGGAGUUCUGGGAUUGAAGAAAUGGCAGUAUGACGUUUGGAGUAAUGACGUCACGCUAGCAAACCACAUGGAAUCUGGAGGCAUACCAGGACGUGUACACUUGACCAAAGAGACCCUUCGACACCUCGAUGACCAGUACGAGGUCGAGCCAGGUAACGGCGGAGAUCGGGACCCUUACCUCCGGGAACAUGGCGUUCAGACCUUCCUCAUCAAGGAUGUGCCGUCACGCAUGGCUUCAAACCGGUUUCUUGACAAAAACUUGGAGAACAUCAAACCAAAGCGACUGUCCUUCCGAAAUGUGUCCAACUGUGUGGUGAGGCUAAUGCAGUCCGUAAGGUUCAACGCCGAGAUCCCUUUCUCCAAUGUACUCACGCCAACCAACGAGGAGGGCAAGAAACUCAAGAACAGCCUUUUUAGCCCCUUCGGGUAUUCCGUAACAGACAAGCGCCGAAAACCAAUUAAGGAAAGACAUUCCAACAAGCCAGCUUUGGAGGACCGAGCAAAUAAGUAUCUAGCCACCGCCCUGAUGGCUCGCAGUGUAGAUAAGGAAAAGAAAGAUCACGUUGGCUUUAUAACUCUGAGGUUCAAAGAAUCUUCCAAAGAAAAACGGUACCAAGCCUCCAAUGACUGCGCCUUCAGCAGUAGUAUGAUGUGUGCCCUUGUCAUGUUGAUGUGUACAGCUGGACUCCAAACCGUCAUCCUUCCUAGGACGUUGCUGCUGCUGAUGCUGUUCCUAGCGUCCUUCUGUUGGAUCGCGAUCGUCCUAAUGCUGAUUCUCAGCGUCAAACUUAAGUGUACUCUAUUCGACAUUCGGAAAUCGUCGGGCUUGCGUCAUUUCACAAUGAUUACGACAAUUGUACUAGUAUAUGCAACAUCGCAAGUAAAUGUGUUCUGCUGUCGCGACGCCAUCGGGUACCGGACACUUAUAAGCGUCAAUUUCAUCCAGAUGCUGGAUGAAGGACAUCUCACGUGCUCUAUCCCGCCAUACAUCUUCCUGAGCUGUAUUGUUGGUUACGUAUGCGUGUCCAUAUUUCUCAGACUGGCCGCUCUCAUCAAACUUAUCCUCAUGGCUAUCAUGGCUUCUGUGUAUAUAUUAGCGAUGGAGAUCACACAUCGUGGACUAUUUGACGGAUUUGAUCAGCAGUCAAGGUCUGUGAUUCCAACCCACGUGACCGGGAUCGUUGCCUUGGUAGCCUUCAUGCUAAUGCUGUACCUCCAGGGCCGACAACAGGAAUGGACGGCUCGUCUGGAUUUUCUGUGGAAGACCACGGCCACCAAGGAGAAGAUAGGGAUGACCGAGCUUCAGGAUAAUAACAGACAAAUAUUGUGUAACCUGUUACCUGCUCACGUGGCAGCCCAUUUCAUCGACACACAGACCAAGAGUCACAUGGAGCUGUAUAGCCAGCAGUACCCAAAAGUCGGAGUGUUCUUCGCAUCCAUUCCAAACUUCUCGGAUUUCUACAUAGAACUUGUUGCAAAUAACCAAGGGAUGGAAUGUUUAAGGGUUCUCAACGAAAUUAUUGUUGAUUUUGAUGAGUCCCUAAACGAGCCCCGUUUUCGUGGAAUCGACAAGAUUAAGACGAUCGGCAGUACCUACAUGGCGGCGGUUGGCCUGAUGCCGGAUAUGAUGAUACAGUCCGACAGUGAGGUGUCCAUGAUCCACUACUUAGGACUACUUGUGGAAUUUAUAUUUAUCAUGAAGGAAAAACUGAAAGUCAUCAAUGAAAACUCUUAUAAUAGCUUUAUGCUGAAAGUAGGUAUGAAUAUCGGACCGGUGGUGGCGGGAGUGAUAGGCGCGAGAAAACCACAGUAUGAUAUCUGGGGAAAUACCGUUAAUGUAGCCAGCCGUAUGGAGAGUACCGGGAAAUCCAACUAUAUACAGGUUACGGAGGAUGUGUACAGUGUUCUAAAGCAUCAAUAUGACUUCAAAUGUAGAGGUAGAAUCAAAGUCAAGGGAAAGGGGGAGAUGGUCACCUAUUUCCUGCUGGGUCGAAGAGGUCUGGGCGCCCUGUCUAGCCCAUCAUCGCCAUCUUUAACGGCGGGGAACCAGCUACUAUUCCGGCCUCCUUCUAAGGAGUCAUUCAAUGGAAGCACGCUCAGUGGUGGACAUGUUCAACAGGAAACUCAUACAGGCGUAGCUAGAAAUCAGAGUGGUCUAAGUUUGUCGUCUCAAGACAGCACACAGCCGCGGGAUGUUUCCAGAAGUGAGUCCCUUAAGUCCCAAACAAGACUUGGCAUCGGGUAUCCUGCUGUAGUUGGUGAGAGACAAAACAGUCUGGAUUCGUCUAAGGGUCUACCAACACCACCUGGUAGUCUCAAUAGAAAACGAUACAGUAGCACAAACACGAACGAUAGUCCUCGAAACACUGCCCGCAAGUCUACAAAUCAUGCUUUACCGACCUGUCUUACGGGUCACAUUUCAGAAACGGAGACAGAAUCUACAUACGGAGGCAUUGACUCGCCUGAACUCCCCGUUAUACACUUCGCAAAUAAAAAGUCCGCAAACAUGCGACCUAUACAUAAUUCAAUGUUUGAUGGCCUUAAGGACGGAAACGGAGCCAACAUGUCUUUAGAACAGUGUAAUAUCGGACAGCCCACGCAUGUACCAAGAGGACGAUUUGGAGAAAUACAAAAUAGUCCAGCAAGUCCUUCCCGCUGUACUAACAGUAAUAAAAGGAGCAAUCAUAGGUCGUCUGCUCCCGUAGGCCAGAUGUCGCCCACAUCAUCCAAUGGACAACUGUCUCAGAUGAGUCCGAGGUACAAGACUCGAGGGAUGUCGGACAUAUACGAGGACGAUUAUCACGCUGAUAGUAUGGGUAUAAUUGUAAACAUGGGUGCGCAUAGCGACGCAUCAGGGAGGUCACGUGAUUUCGCGCCAACAAAUAUUCGCCGCAAUCAUAGCAACCUUUCUAACGUUUCACAGUCUUCUCACAACUCGGCUGACAGCAACAGCUCAAAGAAACGGAUACAGCCACCGCAGUAUGCACAGGUACAACCUAUGAGAAAAUCUUCAAAGGAGUCUGGCAGGGAGAUGCAUCAGCCCAUUGCCACGUCAAAGCCGUGUCAGGUUGUCAACCCUACGGUUCCCAUCAUUCGGCCAACACCACUAGUACUCUCCGGACUAGUCCCACCAAUGAAGAAUGCCAUGCGUCCAGCUCCAUGCCACCAACCAAGAAAUGUUCAAAGCCUUCAUUCUAGUCACUAUCCCUCCUACAUGCCAAAUGAUUAUAAUCCUCAAGAUAUCGCAGUCGAAGAGGAAAUUUCCCCCGAAACUCGAUUUGCUAUGUCGAACAUAAUGAAAGAGCUUGGUAGAGUGGUAGAUCCAACUCAACCUAACAGACCUCUGAAAUCCGUCCAGAAGCAUUCUCCAUUAGAUAAAUUCAAAGCUCCCUCGCCGCCUCCAGAGGAAAGAUUCGUUACGGCGACAUACAGAGAACCAUUGAGCCCACAGAAGGCUACCACCACCUCCUCCCCACACCUAAGUCCAGUAGGUACCCCGACUAAGGCCGCUUUAAUAGAAAAGUCGCGGCUUGAUUACGUACCACAACAGUGUAGGACGUCUCCACCUACAUGUUCGCCCCCUCCACCACCUGUGCCUCCCAAACUGGUUGCAAAGGAAUCACGUCGUAAGUCCUCGAGCUCGCGAACAAGUAGUAGCUCGUCCCAAUCAACUCUUACCUCUACAUCUGCUCUCGUAGCUAAUAUUGAUGGCAGAACGAUGUCCAUUCUCCCAAGUCCUGAGACCAUACAACCAACACCAAAUGUAGGGAAUGCUCUCCCAUUGAGGCGUAUACCAUCAGAUGUGACACAUGGACAAAGUCUAGAAUCUAAACCACCUAGUGUCAGGCGAAGUAACUCUAGUCCUAGAAUGAAGUCGAUGGCAUUACAACCAACAUUUAGACAUAUGGAUUUUCUGUGCCCUGUUAUUCAUUCAGACGAUGACAAAGAAUCAACUAGUUCUAAACAAAUGAGUGAACAUUCAUCAGUUGUACUGCUUCAACCAAUAGAACUGAAGCUAUCUAGGCCAGCGUAUGUCAAACAGCUAUCAUUUCCUUCUGAGGGCGGUUACGAGCAAUAUACUCGAGCAUUUCUGGCAAACACUGAUUUCAUGGUGCCCCAUUUGGACAGAAACUUCUCAAGGUCGAGUGACACUAUAUGUAGCAUACCACGUGGACCACCAACCCCAAAAUUUCCCAUUCUUAGUAGUGCAGCCUCUUCAUCACUCACACAGUUACUCCAGGAACUGGCAGCAGAGCGACCAGUUUCCUCCGAUCUCGAUAAACUCCGUACUACCGACCAGUCACAGGACUGUGAUUUGGAGAAACAAAGUCAAACAAAUGGUGUGAAACACGCCCUGCAUGGUAAACCCCCAGCUCACGGUAACGGUGCGGGGUCUAAUGAAUUCGGUGCCCGGCAAGGAGCAUCGAGAAACCAGGGAAAUCCGAAACGGAAGCCGGCAACCACGACCUCUCCAGUUAAGAAACCAGGCCAGUUACAAUUAUUAGGAGAAUCUUCGAACAAAGUUCCCAACAGGAAUAUAAACCCGUUCCAAGUAAAACGUCGUGGUCACAUGAAUGCUCCUCCGAGGCAUUGUAGGAGCCUGGACUAUAUUCCUAGUGAUAGAGAGGACUACGCAUCCUCCGCGGCGUCUUCCACUUGUGGUAGUCCAAAGUCAAAGCAGCGGGCGUUUAUGAACAGUAUUUUGUAUGCUAAUAGAAUAGAACAAUUCCUGUCGGGUAGGAACGCGCUUGGACUAGAGAGUUUAAGUAUUUCCUCGUUGGCUAGCAGCAGUGAAAUGUCGCGGAGUGAUCCUGCUAUUAACCUUGAUUCCGGUUCAACCGCUUAUGAGUCCGAGUACGAUAACUACAGACCAGGUAUGAUGAGUGAUGAUGACUUCUUCGCCAUGGAACCUGUAAGUGACAUGGAUAUUGACAUGUAUGAUGAUAUAGACAUCGAUAAUGUUACAGUGAGCGAUUCUUAUAGUCUUGAUCUACCACUGCCAUUACUGGCGACAAAAAAGAUCACAGAUGUAUGACCAGUAAUAAUGAUCUUCGAUCUAUCACGUGAUCCACGCAGGUGUAUGACGCAUGCGUGAUCCUUAAUCUAGCACAACAUGGAAUUUCGCCUAUUCACUAUCUAAGAUGACGUAUAAUCUUAUACGGCCAUCUUGAACAAAUUUGAUUCUUCGCGAGUCUACCACGACAUGUAUGUCUGUUUUAUUGUCAAUUAUCAGUGAUCCAGACUCAGAUUGUGCUUGAUCAUUAGAGUGUGACGUCUAGAAAAAUACUCAGUUUGACAGCAGUUCUUGUUCAUUUUCAUCUGUAAAAUACUCGAUUGAUAUGGGACCGCCGUGUAUGCUGAGUUGUUUGAACACUUGUCUAGUAAGAAACGUUUCAAUAAGUUUGAAUGUUUAAAAAUUUCACAUUGAUAUGAGCUUACAUCUUCUUGCAUGUUACCAUCAUGGCAUACGGAAUCCCGAAUGUAGCUGUAUCCUUUAAUGUACGGCUGAGACGUGAUUAAAUCAGCAUGGGAAUGUGUGUUUAUUACAUUCUCCCGCCAAAACUACAGCAAGGAGAAAUAGAAAAUUGGUGACCUAAUGUGUUCAUAAAUGUAUAUGCAGGAUGUCAUUAGAAGGCGAUAAAAGACUUGAUUCAGGAGAUGCUUGAUAAGAAUGUGUUGAUUUUGAGAAAUUACGUUUUAAUGGUAAAUGACUUGGAGAAAUAUUUUACAUGUAGGAAAGUGCUAUAUUCUUGUUUAAUGGGCAUAGAAAUCCUUGACAAUGUUCACUCCAUGGGCAAUGCACGUUUUAUGGAAGGACAUUGACGACUACGAGGAGUGACCUCUGGUAAUAGGACAUUAAUACAUGACAGGUGCUUGGUAUAUAUUAGGGAAUUAUUUAUUUAGUGUUACAAUGAGUAAUUUAUUUUUGUAGGAUGAAUGUUUGUAAAACCUGACACAAACACAAUACAUUUAUGUGAUUGAUGUGAGUAAAAAAGCCGUAUUUAUCUUAUGUGUUCACUAAGAAGUGGAAAGUUAAGUUGACUGUAAGAGUUUGAAUGAGUCCAGUUAGUGCUAUACUGACUUCGUAUUUCUGUAAGUAUGAAUUUGUCGCUGAGAAACUGGUUUCAUAUUUGCAUACAUUACUUGGUAGAUUGAUGAUAGUAGUGAUAAGUAUGACGUCAUGAUAAAAUGUCGUAACGUAAAAUAAUAAACGGCUCCCUGCCUUAUCUGUAUAUUAGGUCGCGUUGUAGUCCGUCAUAUCAAUGUAAAAUCAAGUGUCCUAUUUGACAUGGUUCAUCCUGUAUAUCAUGUCAUCAAAAAAUGCGGGUGUGUGUUGGAUUGCAUUGAUUGCAUUCAUUAAAAUCAAAAGGACUAAUUGAGGCAAAGCAGAUACUUUUUUUAAAUCAGAUAAGUUUCAAAAUUGAGUCCGGACUCUAGUACCUACAGAGCGUAGUGUAAUGUUGUUUUAAAGUGUUUACAUCAAAGGUCUUACCUGUUCCAUUUGGUAUGAGAUUGACAGUGUGUAUCAGACCAAAUAUUAACAUAGCGAUGCUUCAGAUGCUGCGUAAUCCCGUCUGCUAUGUAAAUAUUGAGUAAAAGUCGUCCCCAAUGUUA
Pecten maximus is the source of this 8507-nucleotide messenger RNA. RefSeq lists its product as uncharacterized. Lineage: Eukaryota; Metazoa; Mollusca; Bivalvia; Pectinida; Pectinidae. Gene Ontology annotation, cellular component: plasma membrane. Gene Ontology annotation, biological process: adenylate cyclase-activating G protein-coupled receptor signaling pathway; cAMP biosynthetic process; intracellular signal transduction. Gene Ontology annotation, molecular function: adenylate cyclase activity. The record is from RefSeq and is a predicted model, not a curated record.